AUGGCUUUAAAUCAGCAGCAUCUAGACAAGUUCAAGAAACAGCAAGAUACGCUAUCGAGCAUUGCCUCUUCUGCAGAAAUCAGUGACAGUCAGAAGCGGCCUGUCAAGUUCCAUGUACAACAGAGCACAUUCAACACAACAGAUGCUCUGGUUCAAAUGAAGAAUGCCAUUGAUAGUCUGUUUAAGACCAGGGAAGCCUUUACGACAGAGCAAAUUGUUGAUAUGAAGAGUUUGAGGAAGAAUCCGAGAGCUCAUUUUGACGGAACAAGCUUCUCUUACAAGGCUAAGCACGGUGUCGGGAACAAGAGCGAGCUUCUUUCGUCGGUGAAUAAACACCGUGAUGGGAUUGAUGCGGAUGUUCUCAAAGACGCUUACUCUAUUGUCUUGGAUGAUCUGCAGGCUCUGAAAGAUUCAGGAGUCUUGUGGUUGAUAUCAAACACUGGUUCGAAAGAGGGCACUGCGUUUCCGGAUGGUUUCAAGUGUGAGGCUCAGGUUGGUGACGAGUUUAAAGCUCUGUACCGGGACGUAGAGGUCCCUAGCGACAUGCUGGAGGUGGAGAAGGUGCUGCGUAGGAUCCGUCUGAAGCCUGAGGCAGAUUUAGUUUCUUCUCAUGUUUCUCGAUUUCGUCUUCGUCAACAGGAGGCUAAUAAGCACGAUGUCAAGGACAAGAGCGAGCUUCUUUCGUUGGUGAAUAAACACCCUGGUGGGAUUGAUGUGGCUCUUCUCAAACACGCUUACUCUAAUGUCCUGGAGGAUUUGCGGGCUCUCAAAGAUUCGGGUGACAUCUUCUGGUUGAUAUCAGAAACUAUAUCAAAAGAUGGCGUGGUGUACCCGGAUGGUUUCAGCCGUGAGAUUAAGGUUAGUGACGGCCUUAAAGCUCUGUGUUGCGCCAUAAAGGUGGAGAAGGAGCUGCGUCGUAUGGGGCUGAAGCCUAAGACAGACACUGCAGCGAGGAGAGCUGCUCCACAGAUGCAGGGCAUAACAAUCAAUAAACAACACAACAAGCAUAAGAAGGAGAAGAAGAAAGAGAUAACAAAACUCACCAAUGUCCAUUUGCCCGAGCUCUUCCAGGGCCUUAACCUAGCAAGUCCCGGAACGUAA
Thlaspi arvense is the source of this 1101-nucleotide messenger RNA. The record is from the annotation of a GenBank genome assembly. Lineage: Eukaryota; Viridiplantae; Streptophyta; Magnoliopsida; Brassicales; Brassicaceae.